Molecule: messenger RNA, 1082 nt
Organism: Tarenaya hassleriana
Lineage: Eukaryota; Viridiplantae; Streptophyta; Magnoliopsida; Brassicales; Cleomaceae
Exons: 2
Coding region: 511-918 (135 amino acids)
Source: RefSeq, a predicted model, not a curated record
UACAGAAACCUAAUGAUACCUUCCCCAUAAACCCUAGAUCUUUCGUCCAAUUUAUAUAUUCCCCUCCUUGAUUUCGCCGCAUUCCACACACAACUCUCUCCGAACCCGAUUUGGGUUUCCGGCCGCAGAUUCUCUCUCACCUGUUUUUUUUUUUUCCAAUUUGUUCUCUGAUCGGGAAAACCCUCUCGUUUCUGUUCGGAAUUCGUUUCGCCGAUCGUGGUGGGUUCGUCUCUCUCGUUUGAAUUCUUUUGAUUUCGUCGUCGCGGCGUUGUGGAUGGUUGAAACAAUUCCGGGAAGCAGCGAGUUUAUGCUCAACCUCUGCGCCACCGCAAGGGCGAGCUUUCUCCACCGCGUCUCCGCCACCUCUGCCUUCGCUUUCGGAUCCUGCAAGGAAGGCUGGUACUUCCGCUGCAUCGGCCUGGACCCUUGAAUCCGAUCGAAACCCUGUUUCCCUUUUGAUCGCUUCUCUUGUCCUCUCACCCUCGAUUCCCCUCCAAAUUCGAGUCGAAGAUGUUGCUGUACAGCAAGCAGAAGAGGAACCAGAACCCUAAGGGAAACAGGUUUCUGGUGAGCAUUAACGUUCUGGGAAGUGCUGGGCCAAUCCGAUUUGUCGUGAAGGAAGAUGAAACGGUAGCCAAUGUUAUGGAUUGCGCUCUGAGAUGCUAUGCCCGCGAAGGGAGGCUUCCUGUUCUUGGAUCGGAUAUCAACGAUUUCGUGCUUUAUUCUCCUUACUCUGCCGCCGAAGAAUUGAAGCCAUGGGAGAGAAUUGGGUCGAGGGGUUGGAGGAACUUCGUACUGUGUAAGAAGAAGCCGGAGAGUGGCACUCCAUCGGCGUCGUCGAGCCGAAAGGCCUCUUGGAGCUGGAGGGCAUGGCUCAACAAGUCUAUUGGCAUUACUAAUACUAUCCCUUCCCAUUAGUAUAUCCUCGUAAUCUAAAUCAAAAUGUUAUUUCAACCUUAAAAUCUGUUUGAAAAAAAAAAACAUUUGGAUUCUGCAAUUUUUGUUUGAAUAAACUUCGAUGCCCUCUUUGUGUUUUGUUUUGUUAUCCUUGCUUGAAAUAUUACGAGCCUGCAGUUAUUGUU